AUGCCCGUUAUAGCGAAAUUGUUGAGCUCGGGUCUAGGCCUCACCUCGGAGGCCAUUCACAAAGCCCGAGAUGGUUCCUCGUCAAACCGCCCCUCGCCCUCACAUUCUGCAUCAAGCUCCUCCGGGCGACCUCCCUACGAACAAUCAGGAAUCGACACAAUGGAUUUGGCAGAUCACCAUGAUGGUCAAGGACAGGACGAGGCUGUGUGGGAGCUUGACGAUAUGGCGGAGCGCCUGAGGCCCCCUUCAGAAGAAACUCCUGGAAAUGAAUCCGAGGAAGAAAAAGUCAAGAAGAGGGAGGCCAUGGUCCGCAGCUUAGCCUCAAUGGCUGGCCCCCCGCCUCGGCCAACUCAGCGGCUUCCCUGUCCUGUAAUUCUUCCCCAAAGACGUCCCAGGCAGAAGGAUCGCGGUUUCGUACGUGCAUAUGCCCCGAUCCUCUCCGACUGUGGUAUCAGCCAGGACGUGUUCAUUCGAUUUAUAGAAGAUUUGGACGCCGCCAACAAGGCAUCAAAAUGGUUGGACGCUAUUUUUGUCGCCGCGAGCGUCGUUGGAUUCGUACCAACGGUAUCAACUCAAGUUACCGGUCUUGUCGUCCAAAUCAUCGCCGGAACAGCUCGCGAGUUUCAGGGACGAUCACGCGGAAACACAUACCUCGAUAGAGUCAACGAAGAAGUCUUUAUACCUCGCGGCCUCGUCGCAAUGGUGAUGCAAUUCAAGGACGAAGUUCCCGGCCAACAAUCGGGUCCUCUCGGUGCUUUAUCUAGCUCAAUCCAGAAGACCUUCUUCACGAAGGAGAGGCUAGACAUUGACCAGACAGCGGCAAAAUACGGUAGCCCGGAUCCCAAUAUUUCUAGGAUGAGCCAGGGAAUGAAUAAGAUGAGACUUACGAAUGGGAAGACAUAUGGUGUGGCUGAGUUGCCAGAGUCAGCGCCAUUGGUGUACCCUGACUUGGACCAGGCGAUAUACACUCUUGCUGCGGAACAUACAGGAGGGGAUCCUCAGACGCAAAGCUCCAAGUCUUCAGGUAUAAUGGCCAAGUUCAAGAGUGCCGGAGAGUGGACGAAUGACUAUCUCGAUCGAAGGUCACACGCAUUUUAUGAAGCAGAGAAUCCGGGAACAUCCCUCUCUACAUCAGCUGACAAUCGAGCGCCCAUGAAGUCGCGCUUCAAUGACCCUAACCAUGCGGCUAAUAGCGGCUCCAUCAUUUCUUUGCUCACAGGCGGGCAUGUUGCGACUCAAGGCCUACCUCAGAGACUGGCUGCCAGGAGAGAACAAAGGGGAAAAGCCUUAGGCAGACCAUCGCAUGGUUCAAGGCCCGGAGGCUUAUUAAGACAGAAACCUGUGAAGAAGCUGCUCCAGAAGGAUGUGUUCUAUCUUUUAGUAGUCAACAUUCCCAGUCAAGAAGAGAUUCAACAGUCGGUGGCUCAGCUGGAACAGAUUAUGGGAUCAGCCGCCUCUAAUUCUUUUUCACGUUGA
Clonostachys rhizophaga is the source of this 1476-nucleotide messenger RNA. NCBI's taxonomy places the organism in Eukaryota, Fungi, Ascomycota, Sordariomycetes, Hypocreales, Bionectriaceae. The record is from the annotation of a GenBank genome assembly.